AUGAUCAGUUUGUUCUUAUUCAUAAGCAUAACAGAAUGACUCAAACGCUGCUGUUUGAUCUCUCUGUACUUACAUUUCUUCUUAAUUUUAAAUUCUUCUCUGCUAGUAUUCUUUAGACCCAACACUGGUUAUUCCCCCAUCUCCAAAAGUAUUUCUAUUUAUUUUCCAUCCUUUCUACAGUGCCAUUUAAAUAAAAAUAUCUUAAAGCAACAAAACAUUGUUAUUGAGCCAGUACCUCAGCCCAUGAAGCUUAAUAAUAUGGAGAGCAAAACAAAGCCACCCAAGUUUUUUCAAAUAGUACACGAUCCUAGUUUGCCCCGCCCCCACCGAAAACGUGCCACGAAGUUUGCAGAAAAAAGCUUUCGGGGAGGAGCCCUGGCUGCUUAGGUCUCUCCAUUGGUUCUGCCUGGUGACCACGCCCCCAUCCCCGCCUCCUGGGCGGAAGAGCCAAUUGGGCCGCGAGUUGUGGUUUAAACCGGGAGUGCGCGGCGUCCGUUCCCUGUGAUGUCAGAGGAAGGUGGCUGUUGAGAGCGUUAAUAAUCCAGAAUGGCUACUUUGAUCUAUGUUGAUAAGGAAAAUGGAGAAACAGGCACCCGUGUGGCUGCUAAGGAUGGGCUGAAGCUGGGGUCUGGACCUUCAGUCAAAGCCUUAAAGGGGAGAUCUCAAGUUUCAACACCACGUUUUGGCAAAACGUAUGAUGCUCCACCAGCCUUACCUAAAGCUACUAGAAAGGCUUUGGGAACUGUCAACAGAGCUACAGAAAAGUCAGUGAAGACCAGUGGACUCCUCAAUCAAAAACAACCAAGCUUUUCUGCCAAAAAGAUGACUGGGAAGACUGUUAAAGCAAAAAGCUCUGUUCCUGCCUCAGAUGAUGCCUAUCCAGAAAUAGAAAAAUUUUUUCCCUUCAAUCCUCUAGACUUUGAGAGUUUUGACCUGCCUGAAGAGCACCAGAUUGCACACCUACCCUUGAGUGGAGUGCCUCUUAUGAUCCUUGACGAGGAGAGAGAGCUUGAAAAGCUGUUUCAGCUGGGCCCUCCUUCACCUGUGAAGAUGCCCUCUCCACCAUGGGAAUCCGAUCUGUUGCAGUCUCCUUCAAGCAUUCUGUCGACCCUGGAUGUUGAAUUGCCACCUGUUUGCUGUGACAUAGAUAUUUAAAUUUCUUAGUGCUUUAGAGUUUGUAUUUGUAUUAAUAAAGCAUUCUUUAACAGA
Messenger RNA from Callithrix jacchus (white-tufted-ear marmoset), 1209 nucleotides. It is a transcript of the gene PTTG1, whose product is annotated as PTTG1 regulator of sister chromatid separation, securin. The record is from RefSeq and is a predicted model, not a curated record. Gene Ontology annotation, cellular component: cytoplasm; nucleus. Lineage: Eukaryota; Metazoa; Chordata; Mammalia; Primates; Cebidae. Gene Ontology annotation, biological process: chromosome organization; homologous chromosome segregation.